Molecule: messenger RNA, 1911 nt
Organism: Purpureocillium lilacinum
Lineage: Eukaryota; Fungi; Ascomycota; Sordariomycetes; Hypocreales; Ophiocordycipitaceae
Biological process (GO): arginyl-tRNA aminoacylation; mitochondrial translation
Cellular component (GO): mitochondrion; cytoplasm
Molecular function (GO): arginine-tRNA ligase activity; ATP binding
Source: RefSeq, a predicted model, not a curated record
AUGGUGGCCGACGCGUCGUUCGACAAUCUUGCUCGCCAGUUUGGGCACCUGCCGCUCAUUGACCGGUUUCCCAACUGCUACCCCGACAUCAACCCCGUCGACGUCUACCGGUCGCACAUCACGAGCAUCCUCCACGACAUCACCGGCGUCGAUCCCAAGAUCAUCUACCCUGCCCUGCAAUGGACUGCCACGCUGGAGAAGGGCGACUUGAUGCUCGCAAUCCCGGCGCUUCGCGUCAAGGGCAAGCCUGAUGAUCUGGGCAAGCAAUGGCUGGACAAGUGGCCCGAGUCGCCUCUCGUCGAGAAGCCCGUGCAGAGCGGCCCGUUUAUUCCCUUCUUCUUCAAGGCCGGACCGCUCGCCAAGACCGUCAUUCCCAUGGCGCUCUCCCACCGAGCCGACUUUGGCACCAACAACUCCGUCGGCCUCAAGGACCUGGACGACCCCUCCAAGGGUCGCCAGCGCAUGAUCGUCGAGUUCUCGAGCCCCAACAUCGCAAAGCCCUUCCACGCCGGUCACCUGCGAAGCACAAUUAUUGGCGGCUUCCUGGCAAACCUCUACAAGAGCGCCGGUUACGAUGUCGUUGCCAUCAACUACCUCGGCGACUGGGGCAAGCAAUACGGCGUCCUGGCCCUGGGUUUUGAGAAGUACGGCAACGAGGCCGAUCUCGAACAGGACCCCAUCAACCACCUGUUUCAGGUGUACGUCAAGAUCAGCCGCGAUGUCCAGGACGAGAAGGACCUGGCGGACAAGCUGAAGGCCGAGGGCAAGGAGGACGAGGCCAAGAAGAUCAUCGAAGAGGGCCUGGACGAGCAAGCUCGCAAAUACUUCAAGAAGAUGACUCAGGGCGACGAGGAGGCAUUGGCCCUGUGGAGGCGAUUCCGCGACUUCAGCAUCGAGCGUUACAAGAAGACGUACGCCCGACUCAACAUCCACUUUGACGAGUACUCCGGCGAGAGCAAGGUUUCCGAGGACGACAUGCACAAGGCUGCCGAUAAGAUGAAGGAGCUGGGCCUGGCUGAGGAGCACGACGGCGCGCUUCUCAUUGACUUUGUCAAGAACAUUCCCGGCAAGGAGGGCAAGCAGCUCGGCAAGGCCGUUCUGCGAAAGAGGGACGGCACUGCGCUGUACUUGACACGAGACAUUUCCGAGCUUCUGAACCGUGAGAAGAAGUACCACUUUGACCGCAUGAUCUACGUCAUCGCGUCGGAGCAGGACCUUCACGUCAAGCAGUUCUUCAAGGUUGUUGGUAUGAUGGGCCAUAAGGACAUUGCCGACAAGUGCCAGCACGUCAACUUUGGUCUUGUGCUGGGCAUGAGCACCAGGAAAGGCACCGUCAAGUUCCUCGAUGACAUUCUCCGUGAUGUUGGCGACCAUAUGCACGAGACCAUGAAGAAGAACGAGGACAAGUAUUCACAAGUCGACGACCCCGCCAAGACUGCCGACAUUUUGGGCAUCUCCUCUGUCAUGGUUCAAGACAUGUUGGGCAAGCGAAUCAACAACUACACUUUCAACCUGCAGAGAAUGACCAGCUUUGAGGGCGACACUGGGCCGUACCUCCAAUACGCCCACGCCCGACUUUGCUCCAUCACCCGCAAGGCUGGGCUCGGGGCCGACGACAUCGCGACCGCUGAUCUCUCUCUUCUCACCGAGCCCAUGGCGGUCAACCUCAUCCGCGUCGUGUGCCAGUGGCCGGAUGUCGUCUCAAAUACACUCAAGACUCUGGAACCUACUACUAUUCUGACUUAUCUCUUCAAGAUGACGCACAUCUUGAGCACCAGCUACAGCCACCUCCGCAUCGUGGGUAGCGAGCCCGAGGUUAUGAAGGCCCGCAUGGCCCUCUACGACUCCGCCAGGGUGGUUCUGCACAACGGCAUGGUCCUGCUCGGCUUGACGCCGCUUGACCGGAUGUGA